GUUUUCUCUGUCUUGUUGGUGAAACGAAGUCCCCUCUGGCCUAAGCAUUCAAUCUGGUUGAAUUUUAAUACUUUUGCGAUGCUUUUCUUGGAAAUGCUACACAACUCCAGUUUUGACUCUAGUCUGCUCCAGUGGAGUUCGGUGAUCGCACUCUACGUCACUUUCUGGCAAUCAUUUAAGUGGAACCACUGAUUGAGCACCAACUUUGUAACUAUGCAUCACUCAAACUUCCGUCUCGGUAUAUGGCUCAGACUACAUGGCGAGGAUCUUAUUACCAUGGCCCUCAUGGGCGCCCUUGGACUUGGAAUAUAUGAAGCUUCUCCUGCACCCAGCAGAUCUUUCCCCGUAUACUUCCAGGACGGUCAAGUCGUAUACCCACAAUUUGUCUAUCCUCUUCGUAAAGAAAUCAUACCCAUCGCGGCAGCUCUAAUUGCAUUCUUCGCCCCCUUCUUCUUCGUCUGCCUCUUUCAAGUUCGCCGGCAAAGUAUAAACGAUCUCCUUACUACCACUAUGGGAGUUCUCAAGAGCUUGAUCACCGCUGCUGUCUUUCAGGUUUUCAUAAAAUGGCUCAUUGGAGGACUCCGACCCCAUUUCUAUGCCGUCUGUCAACCAUCCAUUGAACAAAAUACCGCUCCAUCAGGAACAGGAUUCGCCUCUCUUAUGUAUGACCGAAGUGUUUGUACUGGAGACAAGAACGAAAUCGACGAUUCCCUGGAAUCAUUUCCGUCUGGCCACUCGACUGCGGGAUGGGCAGGGUUGUUUUACCUGGCUCUCUAUCUGAAUGCGCAACUCAAGGUUACGAGUGCGCAUAAUCCCGCCUUUUGGAAAAUGGUAUUACUCUUUUGCCCGCUUUUGGGGGCAACCCUGAUCUCGUGCGCGCUAACAAUUGAUGAAUAUCACAACUGGUACGACGUACUUGGUGGCGCGGUCAUCGGUAUCUGCACAGCUCUGGUUGCUUUCCGACAAACCUUUGCCGCGGUGUUUGAUUUUCGAUUCAACCAUCUGCUUCUUCCUCGCACGACCUCCAUCUUUCUCCGCAAGCCUGUGACAUCUACCGGUCAAGAGCCGUAUUUUUCGUAUCACAUACCUCGGGAAUAUACAAGUGAAGAGCUUCCGUUUACGCGUGAAGGAGGUUGGGGCUGGGGUCAGGAAGCAUAUGCUGGUGCAUCAGGCGAUGCCACGGCGCUAGGAACGAAUGGUGAAGUCCGAGGAGAUGCAGGGCAGAGAGGUGAUCUAGGUCAGGAGAAUGUGCAUGUUGUAUGAAUGUCGCCUUGCCUGCCCGUAUUUUUGUAUCAUACAUAUGACCUCAUCAAUAUCAUUCCACGUGGGUGCU
Desarmillaria tabescens is the source of this 1333-nucleotide messenger RNA. RefSeq names its product acid phosphatase/Vanadium-dependent haloperoxidase. The record is from RefSeq and is a predicted model, not a curated record. The coding region runs from base 214 to 1263 and encodes 349 amino acids. Lineage: Eukaryota; Fungi; Basidiomycota; Agaricomycetes; Agaricales; Physalacriaceae. Gene Ontology annotation, molecular function: phosphatidate phosphatase activity. Gene Ontology annotation, biological process: phospholipid metabolic process. The transcript has 4 exons.